Molecule: messenger RNA, 5534 nt
Organism: Chelmon rostratus (copperband butterflyfish)
Lineage: Eukaryota; Metazoa; Chordata; Actinopteri; Chaetodontiformes; Chaetodontidae
Gene: chst3a
Product: carbohydrate (chondroitin 6) sulfotransferase 3a
Exons: 5
Coding region: 441-1823 (460 amino acids)
Biological process (GO): N-acetylglucosamine metabolic process; carbohydrate metabolic process
Cellular component (GO): Golgi membrane
Molecular function (GO): chondroitin 6-sulfotransferase activity; N-acetylglucosamine 6-O-sulfotransferase activity
Source: RefSeq, a predicted model, not a curated record
AGUUGGAGACAAAGUUUAGAAGCGUUGAUAGUUUAACACCAAACUCAUUUUCAGGGGGUUUGGUGCUUUAGUGCGCCUGGUGUCGGGUCAUUCCAUAAAGACCCCUGUGACACGGCGUUUAUUUUUAUUUUUUUAAACUUAGGCUCAUAUUUAGUCCAAAUAAAAACAAAAGCUCGCUCGCUCUCCGUAAUGUUUCCGCACGUCGUCCGUGCCUCCGCGCCGCCUCUCAUUCAUCCGGCAGAGGAGAGGAGCCCGCGUCCUCGGACACAAUGAAGCAGUGUGUCCUUGUCCGAGACAAUGCAGCAAGAUGCGACCAGGGGACGAUACCGCUUCUCGCCACGUUCAGGGACGUUUUGCUCGAUUGCAGAGAGAGACCAGCUAAAGCAGCGCUGUCUUCCUCUGUGGUUUCUGAGAAAUGAGAAUGAAGCUUUAGCCUCUGCAUGACAAGCUAUGACCAGACCCUAGACGUCCAAUUACAAAGCCAGGACUCAAGAAUGAAGACCAAAUAUGCGAUUGUCUUCAUCUGCAUCGUGGCCCUGGUCAUCAUCGAAAAGGAAAGCAACAUCCUAUCAAGGGUCUCCGAUAAGCUCAUCCAGAGGCAGACCCCACCGCAGACCCCACAGACUCCACUGGAUUACAGCAACACGACACAAAAAGGCUCCCUGAUGGUGCUCAAAAUGUUGCUCUCUAAACUCACAGGCACGACAGGGAAUUACUCAAGUCUCUCUGAGGAGCAGGACGAGGAUGAACUAGAUGAUUUCAGCACGUUCAGCUACAGCGGCGGCCGUAAGCACAUACUACUCUUGGCCACCACACGAACGGGCUCCUCGUUUGUGGGGGAAUUUUUCAACCAGCACGGGGAGAACAUGUUCUACCUGUUUGAGCCUUUGUGGCACGUCGAGCGCAUGCUGACCAUGGCCACAGAGGCAAACAACGGCACGGUGCUGGCGGGCAUCUACCGGGAUGUUCUCCAGGGGCUCUUCCUGUGUGAUUUCUCUCCUCUUGAGAAGUUCAUCUCUCCCCCGCCUCAGGACCACGUCACCCCGGCUCUUUUCCGCAGAGAGUCGAGUUUAUCGCUCUGUGAAGAACCCGUCUGCACUCCUGUGAUCAAAGAUGUCUUUGAGAGGUAUCACUGUAAGACUCGUCGCUGUGGGCCGCUGAACUUGACCCUUGCGUCUGAAUCCUGCCUUUCCAAACAACAUCAUGCCAUUAAGACUGUCCGUGUGCGCCAGCUGGAAACACUGCAGCCUUUGUUGGAGGAUCCUCGCCUGGACGUGAGAGUGAUCCAGCUGGUCCGAGAUCCUCGGGCCAUCUUAGCGUCCCGCAUGGUGGCUUUCUCUUCCAAGUACCAGACGUGGAAGGCCUGGGCGCAGGACGGCCAGGUGCCUGAAGAUGACGAGGAAGUGAAGAGGCUCAAAGGAAACUGCGAUCACAUUAGGAUGUCUGCGGAGGUGGGACUGAGCCGACCUCGCUGGCUGAGGAACCGCUACAUGUUGGUGCGUUAUGAGGAUAUCGCCCGCUACCCCAUGCAGAAGGCGGAGGAGAUGUACAGGUUCACAGGGAUACCGUUUAGUCCCCAAGCGAGGGAGUGGAUUCUGAAGAACACCCAGACCACGCAGGAAGCUAGCGGGAUUUACUCCACCCAGAAGAACUCGUCAGAGCAGGCAGAGAAAUGGAGAUUCAGCAUUCCCUUUACGCUGGCUCAGGUAGUGCAGAGAGUGUGUGGACCCACCAUGAAGCUGUUUGGGUACAGAUUUGUGAAUGAUGAAAAGGCACUAAUCAACAAGUCCAUCAGCUUGCUUGAGGAGAAACUGUUUCAAUAAUGGAGAUGUCGAAAAUGUAGCUGUGAAUCCGCAAAACCCUGCACGCGAUGGACCGGAGCCGGGAGAAGCCAUUAUUGCACAGACCAAAACUAGUCAGCAAAGGUGCCAUAAAGGACAAAAUGUUUUAGUGGUGACAGUAAGAUUUGGGCCAUGCAGUAAUGUUCAUACUCACCAACCAUGUGCCUCAUUGUCCCCACGAUGAGCCACUCGAUAAAGAGAAGUAUUUAUUUGCAUACUGGUGUGGCCUGAUAUUUAAGCUUUUGUCACACUCUGUAUUUCAUUUGAAAUGAAAUAAGCAUAGAUGUCAAGCCCAACUUGUAAGAGUUUAUUGAUAGCUGUUUAGAUUUUCAGGGAUAAACUACAGUGAAAGCAACGUGUGUUUUGUUUGUGGGCCUGUGUCUGAACGAGAGGAUGUUUCUAUUCAUAAGGCUUUUGACGCUUGUGAUUACUUCUGGCUAGUUCAACCUGGUUUGUAGUUUGAUAGAUCUGCACUAGACAAGACAACCGAGUCACUUUGGAUUAGAACUGAUGUGUUUUUAUGGGGCUUUACAACAUACAUAUCAGACUCAGGUAAAGUGAAUGUGCAUUUUGUCGUGUCUUCAUGAAGACUGUCUAUGUCUUCCCAAAAGCAUGUGUGAAACUACAGAAUGAUCUUGGAUGUAUUUAACCAAAUGCCAUUUAAAGCAAUUAUCUUGUAAUGUAAUUCAGGAGUCGCUAUGGUGUACCUUUAAAAAAAGAUGCCAAUUAAGAUGGAUCUAGAAAUGAGUAGUCUAACGCUAUGGAAGAAUUAUUACUUCAGAUACCGAAACGUAUCUUUGCAAGUGUUACCAGUAGCCAUAAUAGUAAUGUAUUACCCAGUGCUGCCUGCUCACCUCUAAGUAAGUUUUACAAAAGCAGCUUCUCUGUUAAUUACCUGCAGCUCCUGUUAGCGGGCUCUGAAUCUCAACUGACCCACUGAUUUCUGACAAAUGUGUUCUCGGACACACAAGCAAAAUUCCCAUGUGGGGAGUUGCUUUAAUCACUUUCCAUUCCAAGGAAAUAAAAUCACCAGAAAUAUUAAGACCUGAAAAAAUACACCCUUUAAAGUUAUUAGUUGUGAGACUGAGAUUUGUGCACGUUGAUGGUUUUGGUGACAACUAAUACGAAUUUGUAACUGUCGCUUUAAGCGAAAGCCAGGUGCUGCUGCGUUAACUGUCACUCUUGAUGGUAUAUAAAGGUAUCCGCUGUGACCAGUUCAAUGGCAGCAUUGUGUCCAGCUUGGCGGAGGCACCGCUGAAACUGCCGUGCUGCUAAUGAAAAGGGAUAUGCAUUAGAGGUGCAUAUAGUAGUGGGCUUAUACUGACGUAUAGUUUAGAGUAUGAAUAUGAAUGAAUUACAACUGGCAGGCCUCGAGUGGCCCAGACUGACUACUUAAGUAUUUAAGGAAUACUGUGAAAUAGCAAGUCUAGCUGAAAGAAAGGGUGUAGUCAGUUUAUGCAUAUAUCCAGAGUGGCAAUAAUCAUCAGGAGCAAUACAGUUUUAUUCAUCCGUCACAAAGAUGUAUGUUCGGCUGUAAAAAACUGGUGUUUCAAGCUUCCUAGAUCUGAUGCUAUUGUCAACUUAAAUUUAAUGUUUUCACUGUUUUUUAUGAGUUUUGGAGCGAGUCCAAGUCUCAGUUCCUCAGUUCCAAGUCAAAGUAUAGUCACAGCUCUUCAUCAGCUGAUUACAAGUUUUGAUUGUCUUUCUUCCACAGCUUUUACUACCAAAACCUGACACAUUAAUAUUUUGCUUGUAAGGAAUGAGUCAAGUCUUCAGGGAAUCAAGUCUUUAGUCCUCUUUUUUUCUGAUUUAAAUCUUGAAUACGGGUCUGCAGCACGAAGUUCAUUUUGCUAAAAUAAAUGCAGCGCUUCUGUGUCACUUGCAUAUAGUAGGGUUCAAAUAAUUGAGCUCUCAAAAUAAUAUGCCACAUUCAGGUCAGGUCAGAUUCUGCUGAGAGUGCUGUAUUUAGCCACGUUUCGCCGAAACAAUUAGUGCUUGGAACAAAUUGAGCAUACAGAUAGACAGCGGAGAACUUGAUUAUGCUACAGGAGUGCUUAUGAGAAUUCCUUUCUGAGAUUUUAAUACUUCGUUGUGGUGUGAAAACUUGAGAUGAAUUCAAGCUGACAACAGCUGCGGCUCUCUGCGAAGAAGCACACUUCAGUGUUUUUAAGACAUUUUUUUAAGACUGCCAGGUGUUUUCAGAGGAAAAUCACUUUAAAGGACCAGUGUAUAAUAUUUAGGGGCAUCUAUUGGUGGAAUAUGGCAGAAAUGGGAUGGGUAACAUUUCAUUUGUGUAGAAUCAAAAUAAGAGUCAUUGUGUUUUCAUCAAAUGAGCUCUUUAUAUCUGCAGAAGGAGCAGGUUCCUUCCACUGUGUUGCAUGACAUGUUUCUACAGUAGCCCAGAAGGGACGAGGCGAGGGGUAUUCGGUUGGUUGCAAUCUGCAACCUCAUUGCUAGACGCCCCUAAAUCCUACACACUGGUCCUUUAAAGGACUGACUCUCAUUGACGCUGUGGGUAACGGUUUCAUAGGUUGUCAGUGCUGUCAGUGACUUGCUUUGUUUACCGUUAAAACUUUCCUUUUUCCAUAUUUGGUUAUUCUUGUAGAGGAAACCAGGGGCCAAAGCACAGAUUAUGCUUAAACAACUAGAAAUGUAUCACACAGAUGUAACCGUUGAAGUAAUUAAAAUCAUUCUUUUGUUGUUAAAUGGUGCUUUGAAGCUUUGAUGCCAUCAGUAGUUUAUUUAAUGUGUCUAAUCUGUCAAAUAUAAAAUGAUCACCAUGUUACAGUAUCUGGAAAUACACCGGUAGUGGUACUUCCUUAAGGUUUUCCAGCAGUGUGACACUGGAAUGUGUAGAGGCUGAGGACGACAUGGAUAACAUGGGGAUUAAUGCCGGAUUGUUUACUCAGUUGCAUUCAGUCCGGCUUCACAUCCACAUGCAUGCUGUUGCCAGGGAUCCUCAAAAGGCUGAGUGGGAAUAAGCAGAGAGAAAAGGCAGAAACAGGGAGCCCAUUCAAGUCUGCAUUCUUCUGUCGGUUUCACGGCCCAGCUGAUAGAAAGCACUUCGGAGCUCACAGCUGUUGGUCAAGCUGACUCUACCCCGGAUCAUUCUCCUGAUGCUGAUUAUUCCCACAGCAGCAUAGCAGAUGCUCCCAUCCUGCAAAAGAGGAAAAGUCUGGUUGAUAAGCUACUGAAGAGUGAGGUCUGGUCCAGUUUCCAGAGUGUCAUUUUAAACCACUGGCUGUGCUGUCGAGCAGUGAGUUUCAUGACUAGGUCCCUGAGGUUCGUUUUUGAGUGCUUUACUAGCACGUGCACAAAGGUGCACAUGCACACUUUGAACUGAAACUGAUGGGAUACAUGACACUCACUUCUGUUGAUUGCAAAUGUGUAGGUGCAUGAACAGUUUGUGGAUGCAAGAACAGGGCACAACAUGAAAGUGAGAGAGACACAGUAGCCCUAUACUGGAGGAACUGCAUCUCGAUAAAUAGCAGUGCACCAAAACAUAAGAAGAAGACAGCGAGCUUAUGGGAACAGCACACAUUUCAAAAGAGUUUUGAAAGGCUUUGUGAAUGUUUUGAGCUAUCAGAUGUUUAAACAGGAACAUGUUUGUUGGGCCCUGAGGGUAUGAAUAUUUUUGUGAAAAAGAACUGGUGACAGGAACUGAGCUUAUCCCUCACAUACAGUCGCAUAAUA